Molecule: messenger RNA, 548 nt
Organism: Staurois parvus
Lineage: Eukaryota; Metazoa; Chordata; Amphibia; Anura; Ranidae
Source: the annotation of a GenBank genome assembly
GCAUGGUCCUGGGGGAGACCAGAUAUAGUGAAUGCAGGGUGGGAGACCGGGGGAGACCAGACUAUAGUGAAUGCAGGGUCCUGGGAGACCAGAUAUAGUGAAUGCAGGGUCCUGGGAGGACAGGAUAUAGUGGAAUGCAGGGUCCGGGGAGACCAGAUAUAGGUGAAUGCAGGGUCCGGGGAGACCGGAUAUAGUGAAUGCAGGGUCCGGGGAGACCGGAUAUAGUGAAUGCAGGGUCCUGGGAGACCAGAUAUAGUGAAUGCAGGGUCCGGGAGAGACCAGAUAUAGUGAAUGCAGGGUCCGGGGAGACCAGAUAUAGUGAAUGCAGGGGUCCGGGGAGACUGGAUAUAGUGAAUGCGGGGUCCGGGGAGACCGGAUAUGGUGAAUGCGGGGGUAUGGGGAGACCGGAUAUAGUGAAUGCAGGGUCCAGGGAGACAAGAUAUAGUGAAUGCAGGGUCCAGGGGGAGACCAGAUAUAGUGAAUGCAGGGUCCUGGGAGACCAGAUAUAGUGAAUGCAGGGUCCAGGGAGACCAGAUAUAGUGAAUGCA